UUUUAUCAUCAAUUGCAGAUGCUUACUUUUUUUUAAAAAAAAUUAUAGGACUUACAGAUGGCUUGAUAGAUGUAUUAAAUAUCACAAAAAACCUGGUACUCAAAAUCUAUUUCCGAUUGUACAAGGUGGCCUCGAUCCCAAAUUAAGAGAACAAUGUGUCGAAGAACUAUUAAAGAGAAGAGUUGCAGGCUAUGCAAUAGGAGGUCUAAGUGGUGGUGAAUCUAAAGAUGAUUUUUGGAAAAUGGUACAUCUUAGCACUGACCUGCUACCUAAAGAUAAGCCAAGAUACCUAAUGGGUGUUGGAUUUGCUGUUGAUUUAGUUGUAUGUUCUGCAUUGGGCUGUGAUAUGUUUGACUGUGUUUAUCCAACAAGAACAGCUAGGUUUGGAACAGCCCUAGUCCCUGGUGGAGAAAUAAAUUUGAAACAUAAGGAAUUCUCUAAAGAUUUUAGACCUAUAGAUGAAAAUUGCAAGUGUCCUACGUGUGUACGAUAUUGUAGAGCCUACAUUUAUGAAACAAUUAGGAAAGAAACCGUUGCUUGUCAUCUAAUAACUACUCAUAAUAUUACCUAUCAGGUAUAAUUUAAUGGCAUUUUUUUGUUUUGGUGGGGACAGA
Molecule: messenger RNA, 614 nt
Organism: Parasteatoda tepidariorum (common house spider)
Lineage: Eukaryota; Metazoa; Arthropoda; Arachnida; Araneae; Theridiidae
Gene: Tgt
Product: tRNA-guanine transglycosylase
Cellular component (GO): cytosol
Molecular function (GO): tRNA-guanosine(34) queuine transglycosylase activity
Source: RefSeq, a predicted model, not a curated record